Molecule: messenger RNA, 1991 nt
Organism: Tupaia belangeri chinensis (Chinese tree shrew)
Lineage: Eukaryota; Metazoa; Chordata; Mammalia; Scandentia; Tupaiidae
Gene: RPUSD2
Product: RNA pseudouridine synthase domain containing 2
Exons: 3
Coding region: 18-1781 (587 amino acids)
Biological process (GO): enzyme-directed rRNA pseudouridine synthesis
Molecular function (GO): pseudouridine synthase activity; RNA binding
Source: RefSeq, a predicted model, not a curated record
GUGGCUGCCGCGCGGUUAUGUGGCUGGACGGACGUAGGUGGCUCCGGGUUCUUGUGCAGUGCGGUUUGGGUCGCGGUUGCCUUAGCUUUGCCAGGAUUUGGGGUGGCUGUAGAGACCCGAUGGCGGAAACACUCUCAACAGGAGCGGAGUCAGCUGACGGGUUGAAUGUUACGGCUCAGCAAAACGGAGACGCUGGUGGCGACGUAAGGGGUAAGCGGCUCCCAGGGAGCUCGGAGCCUGGUAGCCCUGGAAUUGAGUCGGUCCCAGAGACCGGGAAGCAGGCCCCAGGAGGUGAGGAGCAGGCCUCGGCUGCAACCCUGGGUCCAGGCAAACGAAAAAAGCGGCGGGGGACGACCAGGGACCGUGUCGUGCCGCCCCCUAAGAAGCGGCGGACUGGGGUGAGCUUCAGCGAUGAGCACUUUGCAGAGACUAGCUACUACUUCGAGGGCGGCCUGCGUAAGGUUCGGCCCUAUUACUUUGACUUCCGGACCUACUGCAAAGGCCGCUGGGUGGGCCAUACUUUGCUGCAUGUCUUCAGCACCGAGUUCCGAGCCCAGCCCCUGGCGUACUACGAGGCCGCGGUCCGGGCGGGCCGCCUGCACCUGAACGAGGAGCCGGUACAAGACCUCAGCAUCGUGCUGAAGGACAAUGAUUUCUUACGGAACACAGUACACAGGCAUGAGCCACCAGUCACAGCAGAACCUAUUCGCCUGCUAGCUGAGAAUGAAGACAUGGUGGUUGUAGACAAGCCUUCCUCCAUUCCUGUCCACCCCUGUGGCCGCUUCCGGCACAACACGGUCAUCUUCAUCCUGGGCAAGGAGCACAAACUCAAGGAGCUACACCCAUUGCAUCGCCUUGACCGCCUUACCUCAGGGGUGCUCAUGUUUGCCAAAACAGCUGCGGUCUCUGAGAGGAUUCAUGAGCAGGUUCGGGACCGGCAGCUGGAGAAGGAGUAUGUGUGCCGGGUUGAAGGGGAGUUCCCUACUGAGGAAGUGACCUGCAAGGAACCCAUCCUAGUGGUGUCUUACAAGGUAGGGGUGUGCCGUGUAGAUCCCCGGGGCAAGCCCUGUGAGACGGUGUUCCAGAGGCUGAGCUACAAUGGCCACUCCAGUGUGGUACGGUGCAGACCACUCACAGGCCGCACCCACCAAAUCCGAGUCCACCUUCAGUUCCUGGGCCACCCCAUUCUCAACGACCCCAUCUACAACUCAGUUGCCUGGGGCCCCUCCCGAGGCCGGGGCGGCCAUAUUCCCAAGACAGAUGAGGAGCUGCUCCGAGACCUGGUGGCGGAGCACCAGGCCAAACAGAGCCUGGAUGUGCUAGAUCUCUGUGAGAGUGACCUGUCCCCAGGAUUCACAGACUCUACAGCCCCCUCCUCAGAGGUGGGCAAGGACAGCCCGGAGGUGGGUAAGGACAGCCCGGAGGUGGGUAAGGACAGCCUGGAGGUGGGCAAGGACAGCCCGGAGGUGGGCAAGGACAGCCCUGAGGUGGGCAAGGACAGCCUAGAAGAGUUUGUUCCUGCUACCCAGAAGAUAGAUGGAGGAGUUGAGGCAGCCUCUCAGAAUCUGGAUACAGUGGCCUUUGCACCAGGAAAGGCAGCUGAAACAGAUAUUAAAAAUGAAGAGACAGACCCCCUCUGUGCAGAGUGCCGGCUGGUGCGACAGGACCCCUUGCCCCGAGACCUUGUGAUGUUCCUGCAUGCCCUAUGCUAUAAGGGGCCAGGCUUUGAGUACUUUUCACCCAUGCCUGCCUGGGCACAGGAUGACUGGAAAGAAGACUGAGAGGUGGCCAAUGGAGGGAUCACUUCUUGGCUUGAGACAGGAAUGGGCCGUAGGGCAGGUGCUUGACCCACGGACUGAUUCUCAGGAUUUCUACAGAAGUGAGGUUGGGAUCUAAAGGGACCUGCUCAGACUUGCUACCUUCUUCCUCUCCCUUCCUCCAGCCAGAGUUGGGGUGUUUUCAGGAUGUAAAUAAAUCCCUUUUUUAAACAC